AUGUCCCGAGCCCGUUGCAGUCCCAUCUUGUUCUGCAUUCUCCAAUUACUAUUCUUGACCGCUAUCUUUGGUCUGCCUGGAAAAGAUCCUGGAAAACACCGAGAUAUCUCAAAACGAAAAGACUCGCUUGCGCAUGCUUCUCUUGGCUCUAACCUGAACCAUCUUCCACACUACUCGAAAGCCCUGACCCCGCGAUCUGGAGUUGAUAGUGGAGACUUGGGGUUACAACGGCAUCAUAAGUUUGGCGUUUAUCCAAACCCUCUUCCUCUACAUAAACGAACCGAACCAAACAAACGCCCAGUGGAUUCGGAUAGCGAUGGUGAAACGGAAAGACCUCCGUUGAAGCAACCCAAAAACCGAGAUGACCCUGGCUCUAGAUUGUACAAUGACGCGAUAGGGAAGGGACAGGUAUCUUCUCAGCUUUUCCAGUUUUAUCAACUGCAGGCGGAGUACGGGGUGGCUCUUGACCAAGAACCGCUCCCCGAAUAUAUCAAAAAAAUCGCCCUCAAAGAAAGGAAUCCUCAAGAGGCCUUCGAUUGCGUGGGACAGGAAGUUCUUACAGUGUUCAAAAGCCUCCAAAAUGUGAUCAAGGAUCCUUCAAAAAAGUGUCGACCAGCUGAUUACAUGUUCGCCGCCAGAAGUUCGGACAGAUCGGGUAGGGUCGAAAUAGACGUGUCUCUUCAUAAUCGGUACAUCGGCGUAAAUUUUGAAAAGUUCGGAACAAGAGUCUAUAACCUUUGGGAACAGAAUGCCCUCCGAAUCAACAAGUAUAUGCCAGUUAUCUGGUACCAAGCCUACAGUUUCUGGGCUUUGGCCACGAAAUUCGACGCAGUACAAGAGCCUUUGCGAUACAUAGCCUUCUACAAUAUUCGGAACCCGAACACUAUCAAAAUCGUGUUAGAAGCCCACCAGCGAGCGAAGUUGCCUGAUGGUCUAAACUAUCUCCAUGUUACAUCAUCUGCAAACCAAGAUACUCUGGAGGCUGAGAUAUGGACCGCAGUUAAAGGCACUGAUGAAAUGGUUGCUUGUGAAAAUUUUCUAUAUUCUCACGUAGCGGAGUUGAGCUUUGCAAGAGUAGAGGAAUUAUAUACGUAUGUAUCUUCCGCUCCUGAUGGGGGUGAAGUUGUGUCCAUUCUUGUAGGUGUGAAGGGCCGCUCAGAGUCACCUAAAAGCCCAAAGCCCACUCGUCCUGGAGAUGUGUCGGGGAUUAUCCUGGAAUUGGAAGGGAAUGGAGAACGUCCUAAUAUCUUGAGGCCAAUAUACAACCGGGCUGUCGAAAAGGGCAAGAAAACAAAAGAGGCCCUCGAAAGUGCAGAAAUAACGGCUCUCAGCUUGAUGCUUUCAGGUCAUGAUUUCCACCCGCUAGAACAUUCCUCUCCCUUUCCCCGAAACUACGAAAUAGAUUAUUCUUGGAGCGGCUUACAAACAUAUGCGUUUGAAGGUCUGUUGGUGAGCCUUGCGCUGCAAGACCGUUCACUAGCUACUUUCGAAUCAACAUUUGGCACAGGUGAAUCUCAGCGCGGACCAAUCGUACGGAACAAGCACAGCUAUCGAAAAGUAAAUCUGAACGAAAUAAUUCGAUCUCACAAGCCUCCUGCAACGUUGAGGCUUAUCACAAGCUCAUCUGCGGAAAAUCAGCACUUUUCGUUCCGUUGGCCAUGGGAAAAAAGUGUUUAUUCGGAGGGGGGGCUACACCAUCUUCUAUAUCAUUGUUGGCGAAUCGGUUCGAACGAUCACGACGAACCCAAUUCUUUCGGCUCAUCGGCAUAUGAAGAUAUGCGGCAUUAUUCGGCCAUACCAGCGGUACCGCUAAAGUAUAUAACGAUAUGGGGGGUCGAAGAACCAACCACUCUUAUCGUGCUAAGAUUGAUCUACAUUUCAUGGGGGAAGUCUGAGGAUAAAUUUUCUUUGACUCACUCUAAGUUAGAAGAUGAUUAUGAAAAAGAGCAUUGGAACGCGAUAAUAGGAACACCCGCUCUCUCGUCAAUAACUAAUAUGUGUGCAGCUUACAUGACCGGUCUGAGAUCAUGCAAUAUUGCUGCUAUUCACUUCUCGUUCCACCGGCCCCUGUCCAUAUCGGAAAAAGUCUUGACAUGGUCUUCAAAUAGCGUCUCGAUAGUCGUAGAGCUGAGCGUAAACAUCAAAGAAGAGUCCCUGCAUCUCGAUACUGGUAAAAAACCAUCACAGAUUAAUAGAGCGUGGGAUCGGGUGAAGUCGUUCGGUAUUUUCCUGGGGGGAGAGAACGGUGAAUCUAAUACAGCUACGUAUCCAAAUUGGCCAAAUAUUAAUGCGAUGGAUUUCUCUAAAGACUUCGAAGACGAUGGUUUAAAUGACUUCCCCAUGGCUCUCACCGAGAUCCAAGUUGAGCUUGAGCGCACCAAGCUUGACUUGUCUUAUUCAGUCAUCGGCUACCCAUCUUUUUCUAUUAUAGAAAACCCUUUCCUACCAACUCUCGGCCCACGAGUCCAUUACACACCUUCAGGUGGUCCUUCUUAUACCAGGAUGGAGACUACCCAAGCCCUUCAGAACGGAGCCGAAUUGUACAGAAUAGUGUACCAAACUGCUUUGUCCUCUCAAGAAGAACAUCUUCUCUUCGUUGAUUAUCAAGUGAAAAAAAAAACGAAUGAGAAGGGAAAAGGUAAAGCGAAGGCCACGGACGAUAAUAAGGCUGCGGGCGAUGACGAUUUCGCUCCAAGCACCCUCGAUCCAGACGCUGAAGAGUUUGUCAAGAUUAACUUUGGAACCGUUCUUUUCGCAACCUGGUUUUCACAGGAGGGUUGGUCUCAAAUUUCCCGCAUAACCUUCCAAACAGUACACCCAAAUACUAUACCCGCCUUGGAAGUUUUGCUUGAUGAGGCAAACCCGGUUGUUGUCUGGGAAAGAGAUACACCUGAAAGCUGGGAUCAGAAUUUGGAAUCUUUCUAUACAACGAUGGAGGGCGGUGUGGUGAAAUACUUCAUCGAGAAACAAAGGGAGUUUCUCAAAAAUCCGACGAUAGAGACUAUAAGCAUUGGUCUUCAUAUCGGUGACACGAACAAGCAUUUCAUCUAUGUUGAUUUUGGCGAGCAUGGUAGCGGCUUCGAUCCUGGCCUGCUGAAGUCUUUAGAGCUGGAGACUUCAGAGCUAACUUCAGAGCCGGACAGCUCAUAUCCGAGUCUAUAUAUCCAUCCUUGGCAGCCCAUAUUCGCAUCGCCACACGCAUCAGCACUCGAGAAGUCAUUCUUAAAGGGUAUCAUGGCAUAUAGCAACGAAAGAACAAGGUACCUCAGCGAGAGGAGUACUUGGCGUCUUCCUGACUAUGUCUACGAUGAUGAGAAGGAUCGCAACCAUCUCGAAAAGUACGAAUUUAAGAAGGACCCUAAGUAUUUUGAUAACGCCGGCAAAAAUGCUAUAACUAUUCACCUCCGGGAUGAAGGCUUGCUGAGGAGCAUAAGCAUCCCCUUUUACGGCCGGACUAGAUCUUUGAUGUCCGCGACCCCGACCACUUUUGGCCAUAAACGCUUUUCGGAGUAUAGUGCGUGGUCUGUGCGCGUGCGCCAACCGGCUCAAAAUAAUAUGCAAUUCGGUUUCGCCACGAGCGGUUGGUGCUCCAACUUAGUCCUUGUAGCUGUAGACCUUUCAGAGCAGGCGCAGGGAAGCCGCGCUAAUGCUGAUAUCUUAGCCGAUGCUAUGUAUGCAACAUGGAUUAAUGCCGAUCGUAUCGACCAGCACGUAAAACCCCCCAAGACAGGUAUUAUUGGAAUUGAGACCUUGACUGUGUUAAAAGUCUUACCCGAGUCAUGGUCGCUUCUUGAACAGAUUUAUGGUCAAUAUAUCGAUUUAUUUAGUAAUAAAACGCUCAUAAUUACAUAUCCGAAGUCAGGUGGGUAUCUUCGAACCUACAUGGGGCUCGUCCUCCCGGAGGCGCACAUUGAAAGGAGAAUGGAAAAACUAUGGGUAUCUUUAAUGGCACUAACGGAAUUAUCGGCUCUGGCUCGCAUGGCAACCAAAUUCCGAGGCCAAAUGGACCACAGUAAGUGGGGACCUCUGUUGCACCUUAACACCAUCGUGAUACGACGAACCGAAGGAGAUGAUGGCGUCGCAGAUUUUCAGAUGCUCAUCACUCUAGAUUUUACCAAGGGCACCUUAGCCAAGGAGAAUCCCGCUUCAAGAGCUCUGACUCGUGGAGACGGGUUGGUUACGUUCACAUAUCUCGGCGGAGUAGGGGGCAUACAAGAUGGAGAGCCUGACCCAGAUCUUUUUGAUACUCACCAAGUAUCAGAAGAAGUUGAGGCUUCGGAUGUAUUACCUGAGACUCUAAAAUGGCUUGAGGUUGUCAGGCUGCGACUAAAUGUACAUGUACAGACUGACGAGGGUAAUCCUGCCCGCUCUUAUGGGCUAAGCACGAUAGAUUUACCAGAGUUAGACGUGGCGAAAAAGUGGUCUAUGAUGCGUAUACGGACUAAAUCCGAGGAUAUGGCCUGCCAGAUUGUUUCUGGGUAUUAUUCACCACUUCGACCCCGGAGGGGGCGUACUGGCCGGGAUGGAUUUUUAGUCUUGAAAUAUCUGAACGGGUUUGACUCGGGAUACAGCGAUAGUACCUUUCACCAGCAGGUAAACACUUUGUCUGAUAUGAUCUUUAUAGCAUUUCGAGGGGGGCUUGAAAGGGAGGAACAUCUAGAGCUACGGGACAUCUUAUUCGAGGUUGUAUCAGAGAAUACGGCCCGAGCCUUUAAAACGGCAAUCCAAGAAUUUUCCAGUACACCCUACGUUAUUGUUGAAAAUGGUCUUUACUGCAUCGAUCUGCGGGCUUACCCCUCGACUGGAUCGUCACUCACUGGAGGCAUCAAAUCUUCUAUCACGAGCGAUAGGCAGCGUUAUUUUUUAUGGACAGUUCUGCUUUCUUCAUUUGAGGGUGUAACAGUUCUGAAAAUGCUUCACAAAUAUCAUUACAGAUUAGGAAGACAACGAAUUUUGGGCAUGAUCAUGUGUGAUGAUCCAAAAACCAACAGGAUGAGGAUGAAUAUAAGACUGGGAGAAGAUUACGAGGUAAUGACAAAAGCCAACCCACAAGUUCUUGAAGCAGCAAAAAAGGGAAAAGAAGAAAAGGAAAAGAAAAAAAAGGAAAAGGAAGAAAAGGAAAGAAAAAAAAAGGCAAAAAAAGAAAAAGGGGAAAAUAUUUCCGGGGCCCCGGUACAAGACAAGGAGGAAGAAUAA
Orbilia oligospora ATCC 24927 is the source of this 5196-nucleotide messenger RNA. RefSeq lists its product as uncharacterized. The transcript is spliced from 2 exons. The record is from RefSeq and is a predicted model, not a curated record. NCBI's taxonomy places the organism in Eukaryota, Fungi, Ascomycota, Orbiliomycetes, Orbiliales, Orbiliaceae. Bases 1 to 5196 code for a protein of 1731 amino acids.